Messenger RNA from Cornus florida, 1885 nucleotides. Its product is annotated as NAC domain containing protein 50-like. The transcript has 5 exons. Gene Ontology annotation, biological process: regulation of DNA-templated transcription. NCBI's taxonomy places the organism in Eukaryota, Viridiplantae, Streptophyta, Magnoliopsida, Cornales, Cornaceae. The coding region runs from base 264 to 1484 and encodes 406 amino acids. Gene Ontology annotation, molecular function: DNA binding. The record is from RefSeq and is a predicted model, not a curated record.
UUAUUCACGAGAACGAAAGGUUUCUUCUGAAGGUAACAAAAGAAAAAAUCAAUCCACACACAAUAAGACACACACACAUACACACAGCAAUGAAACAGCUCGAUUUCCGUGUCAAGCAAGCUUCGACCUUUCUUAACCAACGGGCAAUUUCUUGCUUCACUUCUAACCCUAACACCACCAGACCUUCAUCUUCAUCUUCUUCCUCUCCCUCUCCUUGCAGAAAGCCCUAAUUUUCCAUUUCUCUGUGCAUUUUUUUUUUCAUCAUGGCUCACGAAUCGGUGCCAUUCCCUCCUCCUCCUCCGCCACCGCCACCGCCACCGGCGGCGACGUCCCUUGCCCCGGGUUUCCGGUUCCACCCCACCGAUGAGGAGCUUGUUCAGUACUACCUCAAGCGCAAGGCCUGUGGGAAGCCCUUUCGUUUCGAAGCUAUAUCAGAAAUCGAUGUGUACAAAUCCGAGCCAUGGGAGCUUGCAGGUUAUUCAAGGCUGAAGAGCAGAGACUUAGAAUGGUAUUUCUUCAGCCCCCUAGAUAGAAAAUACGGCAAUGGCUCUCGGUUGAAUCGUGCCACUGGCAGUGGGUACUGGAAGGCGACUGGGAAGGAUCGGUCAGUACGUCACAAGGGUCUGACUAUUGGGAUGAAGAAAACACUUGUAUUUCAUGGUGGACGAGCUCCGGACGGUAAGCGAACUAAUUGGGUCAUGCAUGAAUAUAGACUUGCAGACGAAGAUUCAGAGAGAAACAGAGUAGCGCAGGGAAAGGAUGCAUUUGUGCUCUGCAGAAUCUUUCAGAAAAGUGGUUUAGGACCACCUAAUGCGGAUAGGUAUGCACCAUUUGUUGAGGAGGAGUGGGAUGAAGAUGCCUCGCUCUUGGUUCCAGGGGAAGAGGCUGGGGAGGAAAUAGCAAAUGGUGAUGGUACACAAGCUGAAGGGAACGAACAUGAGCAGGAUACUCAUUCGAUCAGUGAGGGCCCUAUUUCUAUUUGUCGAAAUGAACUUCCAAGUAAUUCGAAAAAUAUUCCGUUUGUUUGCAAGAGAGAAAGGUCAGAGGAUUUUCCUUUACCGUGUAUUGCUGAUCCAGAACCCCUCUGUUUUAUCGAAAAUAAAAGAUCAAAGCACCAUGCAAAUGGUUCAGAAGAGUCGAUUACAACACAGGAUCUUUGUAUAUCCACCACAACAACCACCACACCAAUAAAGUUCUCUUGUGCACCUUUGGAGUUCCCUUUAUUAGAAUCUAUUGAACCCAAAACCAGUCAUCCGGUUGACCCACCUACAUUUGACGCUGCUACUCUUGAGAAAUCCGUGCCUCCUGGUUAUUUGAAAUUCAUCAGCAAUUUGGAAAAUGAGAUCCUUAAUGUUUCCAUGGAUAGGGAGACGUUGAAGAUUGAAGUGAUGAGGGCCCAAGCCAUGAUUAACGUUCUUCAAUCACGGAUUGAUCUUCUGACCAAGGAGAACGAUGACUUGAAAAGGGGGGUUCAUCAUGUCUAGUUUGUGACAGUCAGGGAGACGUUGAAGAUUGAAGUGAUGAGGGCCCAAGCCAUGAUUAACGUUCUUCAAUCACGGAUUGAUCUUCUGACCAAGGAGAACGACUACUUGAAAAGGGUUGUUCAUCGUGUCUAGUUUGUGACAGUCAGGUAAUCUGUUUUCCUACAUGUUGGCCUGAUCCAUGAUUAAAGUUCUUCAAUCAUGUAUUGAUGUUCUGAAAGAUGAAAACCGAGGAUUGGAAGGGCUGUUCAUUUUGUCUAGUUAUCUGUGGUACUGAUGUUUCCUAUUUUUGUAGGUUUUUCUGUUGUAAUCUGAACACUAGAUCAAUGUUCUUUUGACCAUUGACAUGCCCUUGUACGCUCAAAUCGGUUAAAUUUGAAUAAAAUGUUUGCUUUAUAUCAUAA